UUAAAAAUUAAACAUUUCCCUCUUUCACACGGAAAUGGCGUUGUAAUAUAACUAAUAAGUUCCCCGCUUCGUUGAACCAACCUCUUUUUUUUUUCUUUUUUUUCUGAUUCCAUUUUUGUAGCUUUGAAGCUUAGUUUUGGAUCUAAGAGAGAGCAUUUCGUGACAUUUUUGGUGCGUUUGAUCAGUUUUUAGAGAUCCAAAAAUGGUGAUGAAAGAGAGAGAUGAAGAGCUAGCUUUGUUCCUGGAAAUGCGGAGACGAGAGAAGGAGAAAGAGAAGAGCAGCAACCUUCUCUCGCUUCAUAACUCUGAAGAACUCAAUGCUCCUUUACGAUCCAACGUGAACGGCAACGGCGGCGUUGUCGGUUCUCCGAUGUCGAAGAUUGUCUCGGCUGUGCCUGGACGAAAGACUGCAGCUGAUAAUUUUUUAAAUUCGGAGAAUGACAAGUCUGAUUAUGAUUGGCUUCUUACUCCACCUGGUACACCAUUAUUUCCCUCUAUGGAGAAGGAAUCACAGAAGGCUCUAAUGAGCGAGAUUGGGGUGUCUAAUUCUCGUCCUACUGCUCCGAAAACGAGGCUGGCAAAUCUUCCGGAGGAACCUGCUCUAAAGAGCGCUCUAGCACCCAAGCAACAAACUUCAUCAGCGAGACCAAACUCUUCCAGUACUCUUAAUAAAAGGCCAUCCUCUUCAGGGGGUCCAAAAUCUGCUAGUAGACCUGCAACACCUACUGGCCGGCCUACUCUACCCACAGGAACCAAGCCUUCGAGGUCUUCUACACCUACAUCACGAGCGACCUUGCCUUCCAUAAAACCUGCUGCUUCUACAGCAAGAUCAUCAACUCCAAGUAGAUCCACUUCACGUUCUUCCACACUAACUGCUAGACCCUCUUUGCCUGCUUCAAAGUCGACAUCAAGAUCAGCUACACCAACACGUCGACUAGCUUCCUCUUCUGGUAUGCCUGUUGCAUCUGCACCUACUGGUCGAUCUUCUUCAGUACCAAGAUCAGCUCCCAUCACUUCUUCGGUACCAAAAUCAGCUCCCAUUACUUCUUCAGUUAUGAAAUCAAAUCCCGCUACCUUUUCUGUAACAAAAUCAGCUCCCACUACAUCAAAAAAUUCAGCACCAUCACGAGGCACAUCUCCAACAUUUAAGUCUAGGCCUUGGGAACCAUCUGAGAUGCCUGGGUUUUCACUUGAUGCACCACCAAAUUUAAGGACGUCACUGCCCGAAAGACCAGCUUCAACCUCACGGGGGAGGCCUGUAGCACUCAGUGUCAGAUCAUCUUCUGUUGAGGCUAGUUCUAAUGGAAGACCAAGACGUCAAUCCUGCUCUCCUGCUAGAAGCAGGGCUUCAAGUGGCAAUGUCAGUGGUAAUGGGAGCUCCAUUCGUUCUGUACGUAGAGCAGAUACCAAUGGUAGUGAUCAUGAUAGUCCAGUAGUGAUUGGGACAAAAAUGGUUGAGAGAGUGGUAAAUAUGAGGAAAUUGGUACCUCCAAAAUCAGAUGACAAUCCUCGUAAUAACCCUACAGCAAAGUUAUCUACUUCCCUCGAUAGCUCAGGCUUUGGGAGAACACUCUCGAAGAAGUCUCUAGAUAUGGCUAUGAGACACAUGGAUAUUAGGCGGCGUAUUUCAGGUAAUCAGCGUCCUCUUAUGACAAACGUUCCAGCUUCCUCCAUAUAUAGUGUGAGAUCAGGAUCCACAAAGAGCAGGACUACAAGUGUUUCUGAUUCUCCUCUUGCCACAAGUAGUAAUGCUGGCUCUGAACCAAGUGUCAACACUAAUUCCUUCUAUACUGAUGGGAGUGAGAUGGAAGACAAUGAUCUCAGUAGAGGAAACUCCUCUCCCACCAGCCAGCGUGCUAGCUAACCAAGGGGACUUCCAUUCAAAA
This is a messenger RNA of Durio zibethinus, 1886 nucleotides long. RefSeq lists its product as uncharacterized. Gene Ontology annotation, biological process: cortical microtubule organization. The record is from RefSeq and is a predicted model, not a curated record. Gene Ontology annotation, cellular component: cortical microtubule. NCBI's taxonomy places the organism in Eukaryota, Viridiplantae, Streptophyta, Magnoliopsida, Malvales, Malvaceae.